Molecule: messenger RNA, 1317 nt
Organism: Pimephales promelas (fathead minnow)
Lineage: Eukaryota; Metazoa; Chordata; Actinopteri; Cypriniformes; Leuciscidae
Gene: hoxb7a
Product: homeobox B7a
Biological process (GO): regulation of transcription by RNA polymerase II; anterior/posterior pattern specification
Cellular component (GO): nucleus
Molecular function (GO): RNA polymerase II cis-regulatory region sequence-specific DNA binding; DNA-binding transcription factor activity, RNA polymerase II-specific
Source: RefSeq, a predicted model, not a curated record
GUAAAUCUAGACUGUAAUUCUGUAAUAUAUCAUUGGACCUCGUAAAACCGACACUAAAACUUCUUGGCAUAUAAAUCACUUCUUAAAUUAUGAGUUCAUUGUAUUACGCGAACGCAUUGUUUUCCAAAUACCAAGUGGCGAGUUCAGUCUUCUCUAGUGGCGUGUUUCCCGAGCAAACUUCUUGCGCCUUUUCGUGCAGUUCGCAACGGGCCAGCGGCUACGGCUCGGCUUCUAGCGGUGCACCGGUCUCGUCCGCAUCUUCUGUCUCUCUGCCGAGUAUGUACACUAACGGUGCUAGUCUUUCCAGCCAGACUCAAGGCAUGUACCCCACUGCGUAUGAGCUGGGAGCUGUCUCUUUGAACAUGCACAGCUCUCUGUUUGACCAUCCGAAUCUACCCAUGGUGAGCGCUGGCGAUCUCUGUAAAGCGCAAAGCAGUGGUAAGGAAGAGCAGAGGGGCCAUCAUCAAAACAACGAAAACAACCUCCGAAUCUAUCCGUGGAUGAGGAGCACAGGUGCGGACCGGAAAAGAGGCCGUCAGACAUAUUCCCGCUAUCAAACAUUAGAGCUGGAGAAAGAAUUCCACUUCAACCGUUACCUCUCACGGCGGCGGCGUAUAGAGAUUGCACACGCCCUGUGCUUGACCGAACGCCAGAUUAAAAUCUGGUUUCAAAACAGAAGGAUGAAAUGGAAGAAAGAGAACAAAUCAACGGGCCACAGCUCUCCUGCUGCUGACCAAAUCGAGGGCGACGAGGAAGAGGAAGAUGAGUAGCAACGCAAGUGGCAUACAAAUAGACUGCGCUGUAUAUUAUCGAUUCGAACUCGUUUAAUUCAGGAUUCUCUGAGUUGAAACAAAAAUGCUACUUAGAAUACCGUGGGCAAAAUGUCAAUGUCGUUUACCAAAGUAACUUGUGUUAGAUCAGUUGUGUGUCCAAUGUAUUAGACUCGUAAAUAUUGUAGGCUAAUAGAUUAUAAGUAAUUCUAAAAAGCAUUCUAAUAUCGAUAUACAAUACAUGUAUACUCAUACUGUAUAGCCUACAUUAUAUGGGCUAUACAUAGGCUUAAUAUUGGAGUUAAUAAUACUACCGUAUAUAUAAUAUAUUUGAAACAUACAGGCCUAUUUUGUGCCUAGUCACAGCGGGGUGAAACACAGAAGGGAGUAAGCUAUUUUUUUUUUAUUUUUUUUAUUUUUUUGCAUUCUAACACAUUUUGAUAUAGGCCUAUACCUGUUAUGUAGGCUUAUCUAGCUGUACAUUUUUGUAUGUAUAAGCAUUUUCCCUGUUCAUAAGUGUUCAAAUAAACUGUACUGCUGACCACAA